This is a messenger RNA of Cinclus cinclus, 1260 nucleotides long. It is a transcript of the gene TES, whose product is annotated as testin LIM domain protein. Gene Ontology annotation, molecular function: zinc ion binding. NCBI's taxonomy places the organism in Eukaryota, Metazoa, Chordata, Aves, Passeriformes, Cinclidae. The record is from RefSeq and is a predicted model, not a curated record. The coding region runs from base 19 to 1260 and encodes 413 amino acids. The transcript has 7 exons.
UUCAAUAAACUUAAGAAGAUGGGCUUAGGGCACGAGGAAGGAUUUGGUGCCCCCUGCUUAAAAUGCAAAGAAAAGUGUGAAGGAUUUGAGCUUCAUUACUGGAGGAAAAUAUGUCGCAACUGCAAAUGUGGCCAGGAGGAGCAUGAUAUCCUUUCAAGUAGUGAGGAAGAUCGGAAAGUGGGGAAACUCUUUGAAGAUACAAAAUACACAACCCUCAUUGCAAAGCUGAAGAAUGAUGGCAAUCCCAUGUAUAAACGUAAUGUAAUGAUACUGACCAGCCCAGUGCCAGCCAAGAACAUACCCAUUGAUACUGUUACUUAUGAGUGGGCUCCUCCUGUUCAGAAUCAGACACUUGCUAGACAGUACAUGCAGAUGUUACCAAAGGAGAAGCAGCCUGUUGCUGGCUCAGAAGGCGCACAAUACAGGAAGAAGCAGUUGGCAAAGCAGCUGCCUGCUCACGAUCAGGAUCCUUCAAAAUGCCACGAGCUUUCACCCAGUGAGGUUAAGCAUAUGGAACAGUUUGUGAAGAAGUACAAAAAAGAGGCACUUGGUGUAGGAGAUGUCAAGCUCCCUGGUGAGAUGGAAGUGAGAGCUGCUAAUGAGAAUAACUUGAAAAAUGGUGGUGGCAGAGGUACCUCAUCUGCUGUUGGAGCAAUGGAGAAGAAGCCCCCAGAUCAGAAAGCACCUCAAUACUCCUGCUAUCACUGCAAACUGAACAUGAAGGAAGGCGACCCAGCUGUUUAUGCAGAACGUGCUGGAUAUGACAAAUUGUGGCAUCCAGGUUGUUUCAUCUGUUGCACCUGCAGUGAACUUCUAGUAGACAUGAUCUAUUUCUGGAAGAAUGGUAACCUGUAUUGUGGAAGACAUUAUUGUGACAGUGAAAGACCCCGCUGUGCUGGAUGUGAUGAGCUAAUAUUCAGCAAUGAAUAUACUCUUGCAGAAGGGCAAAACUGGCAUCUGAAACACUUCUGCUGUUUUGAUUGUGAUUGCGUUUUGGCUGGGAUAACCUAUAUAACAGUGAAUGACAAGCCAGUCUGUAAAUCCUGCUAUAUGAAGAACCAUGCUGUGAUCUGCCAAGGCUGUCAUAAUGCUAUAGAUCCAGAGGUUCAGCGUGUAACAUACAACAACUUCAACUGGCAUGCUACGCAGGAAUGCUUCUUGUGCUCCUGUUGCAGCAAGUGUCUGAUUCGCCAGAAGUUCAUAUCUGUGGAAGGGAUGCUUUUCUGCUCAGUGGAAUGUAAGGGAAAGAUGAUGUCAUAA